Plenodomus lingam JN3 is the source of this 456-nucleotide messenger RNA. Lineage: Eukaryota; Fungi; Ascomycota; Dothideomycetes; Pleosporales; Leptosphaeriaceae. The record is from RefSeq and is a predicted model, not a curated record.
AUGGUAAUAAUGCUCCAUACCGUUCGACCAGCUGAACUUCAUACCGCGCGGCUGUACAAUAUCGAAUCAAAGUAUGACUUCGCGCCCUCUUCGCGGCGAUUCACGCUAUGUCUAGGAGAUCCAAGGUGCAAGGGAGUCAUUAUAUGGGAAGAUCCGAUUGCUCGACCUAAGAGCGGGUCUUCACUCCGACGUCUCACCCCUAUCGUACCGGCUGAACACUUUCAGGCUACAACUAUUCCGACCAAUCACAUGAGUGAAUCACGAUGCAUACACGACGUGCAUGCAUACCUCGCUGGGGACAAUUCGCUGACCAUAACCUCGGAAUUCACCACGUCAAAUAACCAUAUUGCGGCCAUUAAGGCUCCCUGCACCCAUGGGGCCCCACAUCCCUCUUCUCACAGCGAGGUUCUAUGGCCUGAUAUACGUAUCUAUCUCCUCUGUCUAUCCGAGUUAUGA